GGUGACCCGCCACCCACGCGUGUCCCCAGGGCGUGGAGCUGAGCUCGCUGCGGGGACUCAACUUCAGCAUGAUGGAGACGGAUUGUGCCGCCAGCGCCCGCAUCAGCCCCGACGACUGCGACUUCAAAGAGAACGGGGCCAUCAAGGAGUGCUCGGGGACGUUGCAGCUUCAGCAGGGCUCCCCCGAGAUCGACCUGAGCUGCUUCGAUGCCUCCUCCGAUCCGGUUCUGAUCCAGCGCGGCCGCUUCGGGCGCUUCCUGGGCAAGAUCCGGCACUUUCGGCCCAGGGUCAAGUUCGACGUCCGCCUGAAGGGCUCCGUGGGGCUGGGCUGAGCAAUAAAGGGGCCACUGGGAGUGGCCAUGUGGGCA
Messenger RNA from Parus major (Great Tit), 368 nucleotides. RefSeq names its product cathelicidin antimicrobial peptide (gene CAMP). NCBI's taxonomy places the organism in Eukaryota, Metazoa, Chordata, Aves, Passeriformes, Paridae. The record is from RefSeq and is a predicted model, not a curated record. Gene Ontology annotation, biological process: defense response to Gram-negative bacterium; innate immune response; defense response to Gram-positive bacterium. Gene Ontology annotation, molecular function: lipopolysaccharide binding. The transcript is spliced from 3 exons. Gene Ontology annotation, cellular component: extracellular region. The coding region runs from base 69 to 332 and encodes 87 amino acids.